AUGAUUAUUCUUUAUUUGUUUACAAAACACAAAUUCGAGUCCUCCUUUACUGUGAUCCUCGCUUAUGUUGAUGAUCUCGUCCUGGAUGGAAAUGAUAUCGCUGAGAUUCAAUCCAUCAAGACCAUCAUUGAUCACCAAUUCAAGAUUAAAGACUUGGGAAAUUUGAAAUAUUUCCUUGGCUUUGAAGUUGCAAUAACUGCCAAAGGAAUUGCUCUUUAUCAAAGGAAGUAUGCUCUAAAUCUCUUGGAUGAGUGUGGCCUAUUGGGCAUAAGACCAGCGACUCCGGUCUCGGAGCUAUUCUUUGCAGCAGAUUCUGAGCUUCGCCUUUCUGGUUUCGCUGACUCAGAUUGGGCACAAUGCCCUGACACGCGACCCUCCCUUACUGGUUUUUGUUUCUUCUUAGGCUCUUCGCUCAUUUCAUGGAAAAGUAAGAAGCAAUUUACUGUUUCCAGGUCAUCUUCUGAGGCCGAAUAUAAGUCACUAGCUGUGGCCACCUGUGAGGCUCAAUGGCUCAGCUACUUGUUGAAGGACCUCCGCAUCGAUUACAAACUCCCAAUUUUUCUGUACUGUGAUAACAAGCUUCUUAGUGGCCUGCUUCAUCUCCUACCAAUCAUCACUACAGAUCAAGUGGCGGAUCUGUUCUUCAAACCUUUAUCUCGUGCUCCUUUUGAUUCUUGUGUGUCCAAACUUGGCAUGCUUGAUUUUCAUCAACCAAGCACUGCCAGCUUGAGGGGACAUGUUACCUGA
This is a messenger RNA of Arachis ipaensis, 747 nucleotides long. The record is from RefSeq and is a predicted model, not a curated record. NCBI's taxonomy places the organism in Eukaryota, Viridiplantae, Streptophyta, Magnoliopsida, Fabales, Fabaceae.